This is a messenger RNA of Closterium sp. NIES-65, 459 nucleotides long. The record is from the annotation of a GenBank genome assembly. NCBI's taxonomy places the organism in Eukaryota, Viridiplantae, Streptophyta, Zygnematophyceae, Desmidiales, Closteriaceae.
AUGCCGGAAGCGGAUAGGAGCUUCGACCUCCGGACGGGUCGCACUCAAGCAUACCGGAAGAACGCCUCCCGCCUUUGGCGCUUUGAGGACCUGAAAGGCGUCUCCAACUGUUGUCAUGACCGUCGCCUAUUGUUCGCCAACCGUCGACUUGGGACCGUCAUUGGUGACGUCAUUGGUGACCUCAUUGACGACAUCAUUGACGACCUCAAUGACGACCUCAUUGACGACCUCAUUGGCGACCUCAUUGACGACAUCAUUGGCGACCUCAUUGGCGACCUCAUUGACGACAUCAUUGACGACCUCAUUGGCGACCUCAUUGACGACAUCAUUGGCGACCUCAUUGACGACAUCAUUGACGACAUCAUUGGCGACCUCAUUGACGACAUCAUUGGCGACAUCAUUGGCGACCUCAUUGACGACCUCAUUGGCGACCUCAUUGACGACCAUCUCACAAGAUAG